Messenger RNA from Centruroides sculpturatus (bark scorpion), 882 nucleotides. Its product is annotated as U8 snoRNA-decapping enzyme-like. Gene Ontology annotation, cellular component: nucleus. The transcript has 3 exons. NCBI's taxonomy places the organism in Eukaryota, Metazoa, Arthropoda, Arachnida, Scorpiones, Buthidae. The coding region runs from base 430 to 867 and encodes 145 amino acids. Gene Ontology annotation, biological process: sno(s)RNA catabolic process; mRNA catabolic process. The record is from RefSeq and is a predicted model, not a curated record. Gene Ontology annotation, molecular function: snoRNA binding; phosphodiesterase decapping endonuclease activity.
CUUUAUAGCAACUGAUAGUGAAAAUAUAUUUUUCAUUAGUGUAUACAGUGACCAAAAAAUCUUUAUGCAUACCAUUUUCUAGGAUCUUGGAAAAUAUCUCUCUGACAAACUCUUUUCUCAACCCUGUUUUGAUCUAAAAGAACUUAUCAAGAACUGCUUUAAUUAAUGACUAUUAUCAAUGUAGAGAAUGUCUAGAACAUGGGAGAAAGAUUAAAAUUAGAAUAAAGGGAGCAUUUAAAAUUUCUUAUUAGCAUACAUAGCAACUUCAUGCCACUCUCUAUUUAUUUCUGAAUUUGAAAAAUUGCCAGAUGUAAAAUUUUAAUCCUAAAAUGUUCCAAAAGUCUUUGGUUUAAAAUAUUACUACACCUUGUAAUGGCCUGAGAAAUUAGUUUAUAAGUCAUCAUUUUAUAAUUCAGGAGAUAUUGCUUGAUGGUAAUGAGAUUUGAUGGAACAUUAGGAUUUCCGGGAGGAGAAAUUCCCGAGGGAGAGAAUAUUGUCGAUGGCUUAAUUCGAGAAUUGAAAGAAGAGAUUAAUUUUGACACGGAUAAAUAUCAGUUUUGCAAAGAAAAUUAUAUAUUCACUAUUGUAAAUCAUCAAGAAAAAUACUGUUUUCAUUUCUUUCGGUUGCGCAUGCUGCCUGAUGAAUAUUAUGAAAUGGAGAAGCGAGCUUUGUUAGCGGAGGACUAUGGAGAUGAAACUUACGGAAUAUUAAGGGUACCACUUUAUACAUUUAAUUCAAGCCGAGGAUUUCCAUCAUUUCUUCAAAAUAAUUUUAUUGAAAAUGCCAAAUUUCAAUUGCUUUACUUCUUAGGAAAAGAAAAGAUAUUACCUAUUGAUGAAUUAACUGAAGCUAUAAGAAAUGUUUAAUUUUAUAAAAAUAUU